UCGGGGUGUCUUUGGUAGACACGGGGUCACCCAGGACCAGCCCGUUGGGGAUUUGGGUCAGAGUGGCCGGGAGAGUGGAUGGCAAUGGAAGGGUUUUGUCGGAAUGCCGUUGGUCCACCCGAAUGGGAGUGCGAGGCCAUGGGUUCCGUGGUGUGGGUACAAUGUGCUACCUCUACAGAGUGUAUUUAAUCUAUCGAUAGUCACGUCCGUACUUGGUCCCACCAUUCGAUCAACACUCACAUGACGGAAUGACUUAUAGGUGAUUUAUAUGUUGAUAUGUUGAGCAGUACAGACUGGCAGGAUGUUGAUGAUGAUGUUGGAGACCAAGUGUUGGUCAUGGUUGUGAUCGCCGGAAAGAUCACAGUUUGAGACCAAGUGUUGGUCAUGGUAGUGAUCGCCGGAAGGAUCACCGUUUGGUUUUGAUCACGAAGUGAUCGAGAUGGUAUAUUGCUUGGCCGGUUAGCCAAGAGAGAUAUGGUUAUGGAGAUAUGAGAUGUUGGUUCAUUAGUAUUGUAUAUAGUUUCAUAUCAUGCUUAGUAGUUGCUGUCGUAUCAUGGUAGAUGUUAAUUUAAUUAACCUGCUUAAUGCUAUGUUAUUGUCUUGCCUUGAUGUUUUUGGUUGUUGUGAGCUUGCAAGUACAUUCAAUGUAUUUACCUGGCGUGUCAUGCCAGAUUGCGGGUGAUGCCGUGAUUGCUUGAUUGCUUGUCGUGGUUUCCGUUCGUGCGAGCUAGAUCGUGUCCCAGCCAGAGUCCCUGCAGAGUGGAAUUCACCACCUUCGCCGUUGUUCCACUGCUAGAAGUUUUCCGCUGCUACGAGUUGUUCCACUGCUAGCAUAGAGCAAGUGUAGUAUCGCAGGCGUAGUGCUGAUGUGAUCAUUGUAACAUCAGACCCGUGUAAUGAUAUGCCAGAAGAAACACAAGGCUUAGAGCUCAGAGCUGAUAUAAAGGGCAAAGCAGAUGUCCCUAUUGUUCAAGUUGGCACUUCCACUGAUGGGCACCAUAAAGGUUUGGACCUGUGGAUUCAGCACUUUGCUCCAGCAACACAGGGAGAAGUAAACACAUUCAAAAUUGACAUACCUGCUCCAAGUUGUAAAGAAAUAAUGUUGGGUCUGGGAAAGGAAAAUGAGGGUAUAAGCUCUACUGCUCACUCCUCAAGUAGAACUGGAAGCCCACUCAAGCAAGUGUCCCCCAAUAAAGUCAUCCAGUUGCCACUAGGUGAAGCUGUCUCAAGGAAAAGAAGAGAUAAAGAGCCGCUUGUGGAGACUCGAGAAAGAAGGAGUGAUCUAAUUAAGAAAGACAACAAUGGUUAUAGAAGGAAAUCAUGUGAUGCUACCUCUUGCUUACAUUGUAAUGCUAUUCCACCCAUUGUGCACAACAAAGUGGUAAAACAUCUGGCAAAAACAUUUUGCAAAGUGUCUGAGGAUGAGGUACAGGACAAGCUUUCAAAGAGUCCCAAGAAGAAGGGCCAAGAGGAUGUGGCCAAGGUCUCCAAGGUCACUGGUGCUACAACUCCUUAGGGUGUGCCAUGAAGAACUGUCACAUUAGUAAUAGUACCAGGAAUAUUUUGAGAAGGGCUAGUUUGAUGGUUGAAUGUAUGAUAUCUGAUGUGCUUGAUGUAUUCGGAACAUGUUUAAUGUCUGUCUCAAAA
Molecule: messenger RNA, 1647 nt
Organism: Triticum aestivum (bread wheat)
Lineage: Eukaryota; Viridiplantae; Streptophyta; Magnoliopsida; Poales; Poaceae
Exons: 3
Coding region: 902-1516 (204 amino acids)
Source: RefSeq, a predicted model, not a curated record